Penicillium atrosanguineum is the source of this 1908-nucleotide messenger RNA. RefSeq lists its product as uncharacterized. Gene Ontology annotation, molecular function: zinc ion binding; DNA-binding transcription factor activity, RNA polymerase II-specific. The transcript is spliced from 5 exons. The record is from RefSeq and is a predicted model, not a curated record. Bases 1 to 1908 code for a protein of 635 amino acids. Gene Ontology annotation, cellular component: nucleus. Gene Ontology annotation, biological process: regulation of DNA-templated transcription. Lineage: Eukaryota; Fungi; Ascomycota; Eurotiomycetes; Eurotiales; Aspergillaceae.
AUGGCGACGCGUCUGGCCGCCUGCGAGACAUGUCGCAAGGCUAAGCUCGCCUGCGAUCACCAGCAGCCUGUCUGUUCACGCUGUCAGAGCAGCGGAGGAAUCUGCAUUUACCGCACGGCGCCGUUCAAGCGGAGGCGCACCGACAAACCGAGUCUACGCUCACCAGAGCCGUCGCCUUCCUUCAGACCUAUACGCAAUCCAUAUCCGAAUCCCGGGUACUUAGGCUCGUCCAGCCAUGCCGCCAUUUUCAAACAUAUCGCGUCCGACGACCAGAGUCACGCUGCUGCUCCGGAACCAGAUGCGCCAUCACAAUUAGUCGGCGAUAAUUACUUGUUGCUGCAGGGUGCAGAUGUCCUCAGAAACCUGCUAAUUGGGUAUCCGUUGUCUGCCAUGAAAGAACUGGUCACGUUCUGGCUAGCUAAAGGAGCCAACCUGGCCCUCGCCGAGCCAUUCGUUGCACAAUGCGCCGAAAGCGUGAGCCAGCUCUUCACAUUUCACGACGACAACUGGCACUUGGUCUAUGCGCGACGUCUACUGCAAAACUCUGCAAAGCCGCUUCAGUUCAACGAGAACUCCGAUCUCGACGCCUUCUCGGCCCAGUUUUUGAAUCAUAAUUCUCGAUGGGAAACGCUGGGCAUUUUCUUUGCGGCUGUGAGCAGAGCUAGCAUUGAUAUUCCUUUUUUUCCGUCCCUAUAUACAGCGGAAGAAGAGCAGUAUACGUUAAGGAGACUUGCAACUAAGCUGAGUGAUUUUGCUUUGGAGAUCUCGCUUUCUCUGGACUGUUUGAAUGAUCUACAGUUGAUUGUGCAGUAUGAGAAUUUUAUUGUUCAUUCAUACGUGGAUGGUGACCAAAGCUACCACUCAUGGCGCAAACUUGGCGAUGUAAUAUCAUCAACCUUUGCACUUGGCUACCACGAGAAUCUUGAGAUGAAACUCGGAAUCCCCACCUUCCUAAUGGAAUUACGCAAAACCGCGUUCGCCCGAAUCUACUCUGCAGACAAGAAUAUUGCCAUCUUCCUCGGCAGACCACCGCGGAUGAACAGGCGUUUUUGCCACUUUCAGAUCCCAUCAGACCACCCAACUCCGCGACAGGGUAACCCAAACGAAUGGGACCCAGAUUCGAAACCUGGAUACAGAGCAGAUACACGCUGGUCCGCACUCUGUGCAUUUUUGAAAGAAGAGGUGUGGGAACUCCUGCAGGAUAAACAUGAUGCAGCAUGUGUCGAGCGGGCGAGCAUAAUCCAAAGAAAAACCGAAGAGCAAUGGAAUGCCCUCCCAGCACACUUCCGCCUCGAGAGCAGUCUCAAACAGUGCGCUCAAAGCCCGUUCCAGCGAGACUUCCUCGCCCAUGUACGGCUGACACAUCUACACGUCCUCUUCCUUCUUCGCCUGCUAUUGUUGAAUACACUCUCCGAACCCGAUAUUCCCAUCAUCGAGACCGCGGGGCAGAUGCUUGCGCUCGUGGUUGAAAUCAUCCUCCUUCGCGAACAAUUGACUAAUUCUGGAACCGGACUUAUCUGGAAGGUUGCAUACUACGGCCUUCCAGCCGCAGGAAUUCUCCUCCUAGCCCUCCUAAAACAGCACUCCCAUACGCCUGGUAUAUCCCGCAAUAAGAUCCUGCAGGAUUUAAGCGUAUUCGUGGCAGAGGUCCAAAUUGGGACGAUUGUUAAGCCCGGAGAUCCGAAUUAUGCAUUGCUGUCCAAGGCCACAUCGACUAUCCAGCGGUUUUUGGAUUCUUUCCACUCGGAUGCGGGGCAGCCUGUUCCCGAAGCAGGGCAUGAGGAGGGAAGUGAUGACUGGGCAGCGUUGUUGAGUCAGGAUUUGUGGGAUUUGGAGGCGGGCUUCUGGCGGAGUUUGGCCGAUCAUCCUUCUUUGUUGGCUUUGGAUCCGCCGUUACCUAGUGUUUAG